AUGGUUAAUAUUCAAGUCAUCAAACAACAUCUCAUCAUUAUUUUUACAGCAUUAAAACAUUGUUUCAUUGCACUAAUCAAUCUCAUUCGUGGUGGUAUUCCACUGAAAGAUCUUAGUUCGGAAAUUGUUCUCAUUACCGGGGCUGCUAGUGGACUUGGUAAAGGUAUUGCUCAACGACUUGCUCAUCUGGGUUGUACACUCGUUCUAUGGGAUAUCGAUGAGGUUAAUAACGCUCGUGUCGCAGAAGACUUGAAUACAGCCACUAACUCAAAUCGCAUUUAUGCUAUGAAAUGUGAUUUAACAAAUAAGGAAAAUAUUUAUGAAUGUGCUAAAAAGGUACAAGGAACUAUCGGUCAUGUAACAAUGAUUAUCAAUAAUGCUGGUGUGGUUUCAGGCAAACAAUUAAUAAACUGUAGUGAUGAAUCGAUUCAACGUACAUUUGAUGUUAAUGUUAUCGCUCAUUUUUGGGUAUUAUAUAGUGAUGAGUGA
Rotaria sp. Silwood1 is the source of this 489-nucleotide messenger RNA. Lineage: Eukaryota; Metazoa; Rotifera; Eurotatoria; Philodinida; Philodinidae. The record is from the annotation of a GenBank genome assembly.